UUUUCGUGGGUCAAAGCAUCGUGAACAGCUUCAGGCCAGACCUGCGGCUGAGGCUAAGUACCAUCAGUUUUGCAAGGUUCGACGGCAUGAAGUUGUGAACGGGAUGGCGGCGACAAUGUUGACGUGGUUUCUACUUUCAUGUCUUCUGUCCUGCGAAGCUUACUCUGUCAAGAAACCUAUCGUCCGACGAGAUGAAAGCAGCAGUGACGACACCACAUACGUCAUGGCCGUGACGUAUGAAUUGCGCAAUGACGUCGACAGACACAUACCCCCCGUGGAGCUGAAGCUCGAACUGCCGGUGGGGUCAACCAUCUAUGACGUCAUGGUCGAGGCAGCGCAGAAAGACUGGCGAUGUGGAUUUGGAGCAGUUCCUAACGCGGACUGGGGCUUUCAAAUCGACUCCGUAGGAGGAGUGGCCGGGAGUUCAGAGAAAGGCACAUUCUGGUCGGUGGAAAGGCCGGCCUAUCAUCCCAUCACGGAAGGGGUUGACAAAGUGGCGGUGACGGACGGUGAUCACGUGGUGCUGAGAUACGUCAUAGAGAAAGACAGCUGUGACCCGUGAUUGACAGGUCCAUUGGACGGGCAAAGGGACGUUUACAACGUAACAAAUAUGGCGGACGGCCACAAUGUAACAACAACGGGGGUACCAGGACUCAUAGACAGCAUGAGAAAUUUCAAAUGUAAAGUCGUCGGACAGUCAAAGGAAUACUGAACCACAACUGCGUGGCUUUGUUGGUGGAAAAAUCGGAAUGGUCAACGGGGUUGGCGACUCAAUAAAGUUAUUUGGAUGAAGUGAAUAAAUUUCAUAUGUGAUUUUAAAAGUAUCAAAUCUACAAGUAUCGCUAGGACCACAUUUGUUUUGUCUAGCAAGAUGAAUAGUAAUUGUCGGUGGAUAUGAUACCAACCGUAGUACAAUUGUGGAGGGUAAGCUUUUCCGAAAUUUGAGUCCAUUAAGGCUAGGCAAUCAUGAUCAAUUAUCAUUAAUUCACAAUAGAAACGCUGUAGACACUAGCAUAUUUUGUACUGAAAACAGCUUUACAAUCAAGGUUAUAGCGGUGAAAAGUUAAUUGGAUGAAGACAAAGUCUGCAACAGCCGACUUGCCUUACACAUGACCCCUUAAAAACGUAUCUCUAGAUAUACUUCUGAUUCUCAAAUCAACGUCUUUAUAAAAAGGCUUCAGGUACACAUCUGCGCAAUUGAUAUCGUUCUGCUCUUAUCAGGUAGAACAUCACAUGAUACAAACUGAAUCUAGCAUCUGGAUUAUGUAUAGUUUUCGUUCUCCCAGUUCAUUAUA
Branchiostoma floridae (Florida lancelet) is the source of this 1295-nucleotide messenger RNA. RefSeq lists its product as uncharacterized. Lineage: Eukaryota; Metazoa; Chordata; Leptocardii; Amphioxiformes; Branchiostomatidae. The record is from RefSeq and is a predicted model, not a curated record. The transcript is spliced from 4 exons. Bases 104 to 562 code for a protein of 152 amino acids.